This is a messenger RNA of Gorilla gorilla gorilla (western lowland gorilla), 1709 nucleotides long. RefSeq lists its product as uncharacterized. The transcript has 5 exons. Bases 360 to 788 code for a protein of 142 amino acids. The record is from RefSeq and is a predicted model, not a curated record. NCBI's taxonomy places the organism in Eukaryota, Metazoa, Chordata, Mammalia, Primates, Hominidae.
CCACAGUAUCUUAUCAGUUAAUUGCAUUCUUGGAUCUGCUGGGAGUCAGCUUGCACAAGUUAAGUCCUUGAGGAAGGGGCUGCCAAUGAAAGAGCCAAGAUGGAGUUUGUCUGGUUCUCUCAGCUAAGGGAGAGACAAGGCUAGGUGAAUAAAGGAAAAACAAGGUUGGGCAUUACAGGGAGGUGGAGUGAUUGUGUAAAGCAGAGUGAGGUGGUGCUGCUGGAAGACAUGGAUGGAGGCAUGACACAGACUGUCCACUGCAAAAACCAUGGACGGAGUCGUCAUGGAGGCGUCACACAGACUGUCCACUGCAAAGACCACAGAUGGAGGCGUGACACAGACUGUCUGCUGCAGGGGCCAUGGACGGAGGCAGCCUCCGAGCCAGCCCAGCAGCCAUGGACGGAGGAGCCUCGGAGCCAGCCCAGCAGCUCUCCUCACCGGAGGGGUGGACGGGACAGGACCGGCUGCUCAUUCCACGCUGGAGGGAGGCCAGGAGUCUCAGCUGGAGGCAGUCACCUGACCUGGAGAGUGCAAAGUGCCUAACACAGGGACGCUGGUACCCACAAGCCUGGAUCCUGGUGUGCUCUGCUGCUUUCCUUCCAGCCCUGGCCUCAUCAGACCUCCAAGGCUCCCUAGACAGGGUUAAUUAUUCACGUGGCCCAGGACCCAGGGUUCGUUUGUUUGUUUUUCCCGACACAGUAGGGUCCACGAGGAAGUCAGGAUCCACCGGCAAUAUUUGCAGUGUUAUGUUGAAUGUGGCAACUGGCUGCGUGACGAUAGAGAAGUAAACAGCAUGUCCGGUGGCAGUCGGUUACCACACAGAAUUUAGGAGGCCCAGUGAAAUGCGAAUGCUAGGUCACCUGGCCCACACUCUCCUCCCCUGAUCUCCUGAGUGCUCCCCUCCACCUGCAGGUCCCCCUCCCCUCUGGGUGAGCCUGGGUGCCAGCACCCUGUUCCGCCUGCCCAGGAUGCAGAACAAAAGCACAAUGCACAGAAACACAGCAGGUGCGCGCAGGGUGGCAGGCUGGCUUCUCCCUCCCUCCUGCCGAGGUCUCCGCCCCCUUCCCCCUUCCCUCCUUCCCUCCCCUCUCCUCUUCUAUUAGAAAAUGGGAGUGUUAGGGUUGAAUUGUGUCCCCCCAAAACAGGUAUGUUGGGGUCCUGAUUCCCAGUCCCCUAGAAUGUGACCGUGCUUGGAGAUAAGACGGUUACAGAGUAACUGAUUAAAAUGAGGUCAUUAGCAGGGACCCUAGUGCAGUAUGACCGGUGUCCUUUCAAAAAGGAGAAAUUUGGAUACAGACAUAGACACAUACUGAGGGAAGGUGAAGUAAAGGGGCAGGGAGAAGACGGCCUGCGACGGGAGUGACGCCCUUACAAGCCGAGGGACGCCUGGCAGUGCCAGCUGACACCAGGAGCAGGGAGAGGCCUGGAACGGUUCUCCCUGGAGACAUCCGGGACACACCUUGAUUUCAGGAUUCCAUGAUAGCUUCCAGAACUGCCAAAGAACGCAUUUCUGUGUUUUCAGCCACCCAGUCUGUGGUAUCUUGUGACUGCCGCCCUAGGAAAGUAAAACAAGGAGUUAAUUCAUGAAGGGUGGGGGAAAUACGUACCCUUUGAAAUACCACCUAGAGGAAGGGGUAAUAGUACACCCGAUCAUGUGCUCCAGUUUAUGAAAUAGUUGCAUGUCACUCGGAAUUUUGAAAAACAAUAUA